This is a messenger RNA of Rhincodon typus (whale shark), 1556 nucleotides long. RefSeq names its product peroxisomal membrane protein PMP34 (gene slc25a17l). Gene Ontology annotation, molecular function: FAD transmembrane transporter activity; coenzyme A transmembrane transporter activity; NAD transmembrane transporter activity. The record is from RefSeq and is a predicted model, not a curated record. Lineage: Eukaryota; Metazoa; Chordata; Chondrichthyes; Orectolobiformes; Rhincodontidae. The transcript is spliced from 9 exons. The coding region runs from base 72 to 1013 and encodes 313 amino acids. Gene Ontology annotation, cellular component: peroxisomal membrane.
CGGCGUUAAAGGAAGUCUCUGUAUUUUCUAUAGAUUGGCGAACAGUCCUGCUUUCAUUUCCUGGAAUUAUAAUGAAGGGCUCUGCUACCUCUUCUCUUGCUUCCUACGAGACACUUGUGCACGCAGUGGCUGGGGUGGUGGGUAGUGUGACUGCUACAACAACAUUUUUCCCUUUGGAUACUGUGAGGAUACGACUUCAAGUUGAUGAAAAACGUAAAUCCAGCUCCACACCUGUGAUAUUGGCAGAAAUUGUGAAAGAGGAAGGCUUAUCAGCUCUAUAUCGUGGAUGGUUCCCUGUUAUUUCUAGUGUUUGCUGUUCAAACUUUGUUUAUUUCUACACAUUCAACAGCCUGAAGUCGAUGCUGGUGAAGGGUAAUGCCAGGGCCACACCAGGCAAAGAUCUGCUGAUGGGUUGCAUUGCAGGUGCUACCAAUGUUUUCCUAACGACACCAAUGUGGGUAGUCAACACAAGAUUGAAGCUGCAAGGAGCAAAGUUUAGAAAGGAGGAUAUCCAUAAGACUGACUACAAAGGUAUUCUCGAUGCUUUCCAACAGAUCAUCACCAAUGAAGGUGUGAGAACUCUCUGGAAUGGGAUCCUACCAUCUCUUAUCUUGGUCUGUAAUCCUGGAAUCCAGUUCAUGUUUUAUGAGGGUUUAAAACGGAAAGCAGGCAAAGCAGGGAGACAGAUACCAUCCUGGGAAAUAUUUAUGAUUGGAGCCAUAGCAAAAGCGAUUGCCACAACAGUGACCUACCCUUUGCAAAUUGUGCAGGCUAUACUACGGUUUGAACCAAAGAAAAGGAAGUCGCAAAGUACAUUUCAGGAGAGUGCCCGUGUGGUUUUUGGUCUGAUAUCUGAAAGACUUAAAAAAGGUGGUUUCCCAGGACUUUACAAGGGUCUUGAAGCCAAACUACUUCAAACUGUUUUUACUGCCGCUCUCAUGUUCCUGGUCUACGAGAGGAUUGCAGGGAUUACCUUCAAAAUCAUGGGAUUAUCUAAAACAGCCAAACGUUAAAUCAGCAAUUCAGAAAGCUGAACUGUGAGUUGCAGGGAGACCAUUCAGCUUCUGAUCUGUUGCUGAAAUGGCAUUAGGCUGAGUAAUACCACCUUGUUUCCUUGAAGUGAUGCGUUAACAAUGGAGAAAACUGCACAGUUAAACAAUAAGCCGUUACAUUUAGUUUGCAAAACAAUUGCAAGAUUGAGCUUUCAGUAUGUGUUUCAAAAACACUUUCAAAGACAGAAUGGUAUAUACUACAGCCACUAGGUUAAUUUACAUUUUACCCAGGGUAGCAAAGCUGGAAGAAUGGAGGAACUCAGUUUGUAUACAGGAUAAAACUUGGUUGUGGGCGUUUGGUGAAAAAGUAUGCAUUUCACGAAGAUGUUUCCAUUUAGAAUUAAUAUAAUUUGUGCCACCGGCUCUGUAUUUCUAGUUUACAUUUUUGUUACAUGUAGUUCAACCCAGUGACUAAAAUGGAGUUGCUGUGAAGAACCUCCGUGAAGCGCUUUCUUCCAAUGUUAAGGUGUAUGUUGUUAAUAAAAGGGGAAUGAAUAGAACAUG